Molecule: messenger RNA, 1314 nt
Organism: Talaromyces rugulosus
Lineage: Eukaryota; Fungi; Ascomycota; Eurotiomycetes; Eurotiales; Trichocomaceae
Exons: 1
Coding region: 1-1314 (437 amino acids)
Biological process (GO): beta-D-galactose catabolic process via UDP-galactose, Leloir pathway
Cellular component (GO): cytosol
Molecular function (GO): UDP-glucose 4-epimerase activity
Source: RefSeq, a predicted model, not a curated record
AUGUUUCCUAUGUCCGAAAUGAUCAAUAUCGAGGCGGAAAGCCCUCCACGAAGCGACUCGCCCUCCUCAGCGUGUGACAGUGCCUUUAACAUUGGCACUCCAGUCACACCAUCCUCUACUCUAUUCAGUGAAGACCUGGUGAAUCUGCUGCGGGAUGUAUCAAAUGAUCAGUUCAUUCUUGUAACAGGAGGUCUCGGGUUCAUCGGCAGUCACACUACACUAGAGCUUUUAAAAGCCGGUUACCAUGUCAUUGCAAUCGACAAUUUGAGUAAUGCCUACGAAAGUGUUUCUGAGCGUAUACAGUCGCUUGCCAGCCAAUAUCAUGUAGAAAGAGGAACUUUGAUGCCCACACUGAAACACUACAACCACGACUAUCAGGACACGGAUGCCCUAACCUCAUUACUCAAAGCUUACCAAAUACCAUCUUGGGGCUUGCCUCGGUCUAGAAUUGUUGGGGUGGUUCACUUUGCCGCAUACAAAGCUGUGGAAGAAAGCAUCAAACAACCGCUAAAGUACUACUCCAAUAACGUUUGUGGCCUCGUCGGUUUUGUUCGCACUCUUGAGAAUUUUGGCAUCAAAACGUUUAUAUUUUCCUCAUCGGCGACUGUAUAUGGUACUUUGGCUUGUUCUAACAUUCCUCUUCGAGAAGAGCUUUGCGUUCACAAGCCGGAGAGCUUCGAAAUUCACGAGGGUGUUUGGGAGACAUCCCAGCCCGGCAGCAUCGGGAUCACCAACCCUUACGGUCGCACGAAAUGGAUGUGCGAAGCCAUUCUAGCGGACAUUGCCGCUUCUGAUCCAGACUGGACGAUAGUCGCUCUACGCUACUUCAACCCCAUCGGUUGUGAUUCGUCUGGUCUCUUGGGAGAAGACCCGCGUAGCAUACCAACGAAUCUUCUACCUGUUAUUGUCAAGGUUAUGACCGGCCAAUACUCGGAGCUUUCGAUGUUUGGUUCUGACUGGGACACGGUGGACGGCACUGCAGUUCGCGACUUUAUCCACGUCACAGACCUAGCUCAAGGACACAUCGCUGCUCUAGACUCUGCCAUCAAGGGAAAAUUGCGCGAAAACUUCCGGACUUUCAACCUUGGCACCGGUAACGGCCAUUCUGUAUUGGAAGUGGUCGGCACGAUGCAAACAGCCUCGCAAAUGGCUCUUCCACAUAAGGCAGUAGAUCGAAGAGCCGGUGACGUGGGCUAUUGCGUCGCUGCUGCUGACCGCUCCUCAGAUGAGCUGCAGUGGAGUGCUAAGAAAACGCUUGCCGAUGCAUGUACUGAUAUAUGCCAUUUUCUCAAAAUCAGUGGACUCACGAACUGA